CCCAGGCACCUGCACCUGUGUGUGUUCUCCGUUUCGCUAAUCAUCGUACUGUGCACCGUGUCCAUACUCAGCUUGGUAGCCGUGUCCGCCGACCGAUACUGGGCCAUACUCUACCCAAUGGCCUACUCAACGAAUUCCAACACCAAAAAGGCAGUCAGCAUAAUUUGCGUGUGCUGGAUAAUGGGAAUACUGAUAGGAUUCAUGCCCCUGAUGGGCUGGAGGGCCAAUAACGGUGCCACGUUGGAGGCUUGCAUGUUCAGCCGCGUGAUGGACUACAACUACCUGGUGUUUUUAUACUUGGCCACCAUCAUACUGCCCGCGUUAUUCAUGGCCACCUCCUACGCUCAUAUCUACACAGUCGUACUAAAACAAAUAAAACAGAUGACGCUGUUGAACGGCGUCCGAAACGACAGCCCGACAAAACUGAGGGUUCUGGGGGCGGCCCGCAAGAGCGAAGUGAAAGCCACGCAGAAUCUAUCGAUAAUCGUCGCGUUCUUCGCCGUGUGCUGGAUGCCUCUUUACACGAUCAACUGCGUCCAGGCUUUCUGUGCCGAGUGUCCGGUGCCGGACGCGUUGCUCGACGCCUGCAUCGUGCUGUCGCACCUGAACUCGGCCGGCAACCCGCUGCUUUACGCGUACCAUCUGAAAGACUUUCGGAACGCGUUCAAGUCGCUGUUGCUCUGCAGUGACCGGCGGUCGUCGACGGGCAAAGACUGCAGCGUUGGCGGAAGCUCGUUGACCCAUUCGGCGGCGGCGGCGGUCACGGCGACUACGGACUGCGGUAGGCGGCCGGUGGCCGGUAAAAUAUCUGGCACCGUCUCGUUGUCCAUAACGUCCAUCCGCCAUCUGCAGCGGAUACAGCGACGCCAGAAGAAACCCGAUCCGAGAAUACCCGUACUACUAUCGGUCCGUCAACUAGCAGAAUAAUACACUGCAGCGGUGAUGGCCCUAUUCAAAUAAUUCCGGUUAGAUGAGCUAUUAGUAAACAAUAAUAAAGUGAAUGUAAGUUGUAACAGCACAUUUUCUUUAAUACAUUUAUUUUUAACUUUGUAGGUAAAAAUUGUUCACAAGUUCUAUACAGAACGAUGAAUUAUUUCAUUUAAAUUCAUACCAUUUAUUUAUAAUUACAGAGAAACUAUGAAAUGAAUAAAUGGCCAUACUCUUCACAUGAUAUAAUUAUAUGUUGCUAAGGUCCUCACAUACUAAAAGUUACGUCUGUUAGAAUUGCCCUUAUUCUAUCUGUGUCGCGUUUGAUUGGUUAUGCAAACAUCACUAUUGGUGUAUAGACAAGGGCAUGCUUUCUAUUUAAUAUCAUAUAAUACAAUUUAUUUAUUUUUAAUUAAGUUUUCUUUUAUAGAAUAUG
Adelges cooleyi (spruce gall adelgid) is the source of this 1363-nucleotide messenger RNA. Its product is annotated as adenosine receptor A2a-like. The coding region runs from base 118 to 927 and encodes 269 amino acids. The record is from RefSeq and is a predicted model, not a curated record. Gene Ontology annotation, cellular component: membrane. NCBI's taxonomy places the organism in Eukaryota, Metazoa, Arthropoda, Insecta, Hemiptera, Adelgidae. Gene Ontology annotation, molecular function: G protein-coupled receptor activity. The transcript is spliced from 4 exons. Gene Ontology annotation, biological process: G protein-coupled adenosine receptor signaling pathway; adenylate cyclase-activating G protein-coupled receptor signaling pathway.